ACCGCCCUGGCAAAGAGCAGACGCCGUACAGAGAGGGCACAAGCCCUCACGCACCAUCAUGUGACCACCGAAGCGCCGACCAAAACACAAACCCUCUUCAAAUUCAUGAGUCUCCCAAGAUUACAUGAUUAAGAAUAUUUAUUGUACUAUAAUAACGAAUCUAGUCGCCACAGCACUUUUUAACACGAAGCAACUUUAGACUGUAUUUUAAAAGGGUAAAGUCGAUAAUAGAAAUAUUGUCGAACUAGUACAAAGAUUAAGGAGUUGAGAGAGUACAAAAGGAACACUAACGUCGAUUUAGAAGUAAAUUGAACAUCUUAGAAGUUCCUGCACACAAGAGCCAAAAUGUCUACGAGUUUCGAGCACUCAGCCAUGAAGAGCAGCUUCUCGCUGUCGUCGCUGGGGACUGCGCCGGCGCCCCCUGGCGGCCGCUGCGACCAACUGGAGCGGCCGUACCACAGCCUCACUAAAAAGAGAAAGGAGCCAUGCCGCGAAGCUUGGCGCCGUAGCUGGGGCUCCGCAGCGAGCGGCGGCAGCGCUGGAGACGAUCUGUGGCCGUUACUGCAGCACCACUACGACUACAUCAUGGACAACCAGAUCAUCGACACCUGCAAGGAAGCAAACGGCGAAUUGCUAUCACACAAUUCGUCAGCUUUGCACCACGGGCCGCGGCUGCUGAACCCGACCUCGGGGUUCAACCGGCAGUGGUCGCUGUCGCAGCUGCUCGCGGAGUUCGGCGAGCUGUGCCAGUGGCUCACGCACGUGCAGGAGGAGAUCUACUCUAGUCCCGAGAACCUGUCCAGCAGGAAGCUCAGAAUGAGUCGGAUGUCGGAGUUGGUGUCAGUAGAGCCCCGACGAGCUAAGUUCAUGGAGCAAGCCACCGCCAUCUUGGAAAGGAUACCAGAAGCAAGCGCGGAGGUAACAUGGCGCAUGGAACAUCUGAACGUGAAGUGGGAGGGUCUCCGCCUGCUGCUCAGUCCUGAACAGCAGCAUAGGGACGGAGAUGGCUCCGACACUGUUGAUACAGCACACGAGCUGCGUUGCCUUCGCCGCUGGUUACACGGCAUGGAGGGUCGUCUACCACCGCCGUCGCUCGCCGCCGCCCGCGCGGCGCCCUACCACGAGUUGCUGAGGAAGCUGAGCGAGCAUCAGGUCAGUGCAAAAAUCUUCUUUUUCCUCGGUCCCUGA
Molecule: messenger RNA, 1188 nt
Organism: Ostrinia furnacalis (Asian corn borer)
Lineage: Eukaryota; Metazoa; Arthropoda; Insecta; Lepidoptera; Crambidae
Exons: 8
Coding region: 346-1188 (280 amino acids)
Source: RefSeq, a predicted model, not a curated record